AUGGGCCAUGCACCAAACUACAUCAUAAUAGACCAAGACCCGGCGAUUAGGGUCAUACUCGGGAAGGUAUUUCCAGCCACGCGCCACCGUUUUUGCAUGUGGCAUAUAAUGACAAAACUGGGGGAGAAGGCAGGGCCUGUUCUAGCAAAGGAUGACGUCUUCCGUAGGAAAUUAAAUGCAAUUGUUUGGAAUGAGAUGAUCAACAUAGAUGAAUUUGAAGAGAAGUGGAAGGGUCUAAUGGAGGACUACGAGUUAGUGGAGUCAACCUGGUUUCAAGAAAUGUUUGAGUUGCGCUCAUUUUGGAUCCCCGCCUAUUUUAGGGACAUGGAUAUGGGUGGAUUAAUACGGACCACGUCCCGUUCAAAAGGAGAAAACAGUAUAUUUGGACGAUUCUUCAGCAACCACUCAACCUUAGUUGAGUUCUUAAUGCAUUUCGAGAGUGCACUCGAUGCACAACGAUAUGAAGAAGCUGAAUUGAACGCAGCAUGUGAAGGCCACUUCGCCAAGUUCAAAACCCCUCUACUGCUAGAGCGUCAUGCUGCUUCAGAAUACACAGUAUCUAUAUUUCACGAGGUACAAACCGAGAUUGAGAAAAGUUGUUUUUCAUGCAGUGUGAUUUCUAUAGCGAAAAAUGGGCAAAUAGAUUCCUAUGAGAUUAAAAGAGAUGAUGACACCGUAUUAUGUGUUACCCACAAUCCUAAUGAUGAGACUAUAAGCUGUACCUGCAGGAUGUUUACGCGUGUUGGGUUAUUAUGCCGCCAUAUAUUCCUCAUUUUCAAAGACUGCCGAAUAGAUCGCAUUCCCGCCUAG
Messenger RNA from Ipomoea triloba (trilobed morning glory), 810 nucleotides. RefSeq names its product protein FAR1-RELATED SEQUENCE 5-like. The coding region runs from base 1 to 810 and encodes 269 amino acids. The record is from RefSeq and is a predicted model, not a curated record. Gene Ontology annotation, biological process: regulation of DNA-templated transcription. NCBI's taxonomy places the organism in Eukaryota, Viridiplantae, Streptophyta, Magnoliopsida, Solanales, Convolvulaceae. The transcript has a single exon. Gene Ontology annotation, molecular function: zinc ion binding.